Molecule: messenger RNA, 330 nt
Organism: Pediculus humanus corporis (human body louse)
Lineage: Eukaryota; Metazoa; Arthropoda; Insecta; Psocodea; Pediculidae
Exons: 3
Coding region: 1-330 (109 amino acids)
Source: RefSeq, a predicted model, not a curated record
AUGCGUCAUAUAUCAAAUAAAAAUGUAAGAGUUACAGUUUUGGAAUCAGUUAAAGGUGGAAUCAUUACUGGAAUUGGAGCAGGUUUGGGAGGUGGAGGCAUUGCUUCACAUUUUGCAAAAGAAUUUUUAACAUUAGGAGAAGUUUUAAUGGACCUUAAAGAGGAAGAGAAGAAAAAAUUAUGUGAUCUUUUAUUAGUCGCAAUAAACAUUAAAAUUCCCGCAUUGUUGUCAGUUUUGUGUAGCGCGUCCGAUCCUACUGUUGUAAAGAUAGCUCUCGAAGUAGUCGAAGAAUUUUUAAUGAAAGAAAAAAAUCUUAAAGUGACAUAUUAA